CGUGAUUCCUUUGGGGAAGCCAUGACUGUUUAAAGUGGUAUGAUACUGCUUUAGAUGUAAGUUUACAAGGGAGAGGUCCCCUUUCAUGUCUGUAUCGCAGCCAAUCCCACACCACGUGAUUUACUGUUUCCUCCACCCUGCAAGGACAAAUCUACAGGACAUUUAAAUGCUUCCAUACUUCCACCCUGGGAAGUUAACCUAUCACCUGAAUUUUUAUCCGCUGGGCUUACAGCAGGCUAUGUUCUCCCAUCCCACCAGUUACAUUCCAUAAGGAUAGUCAUGCUGGGCUUUUCAGUUGUUCUUUGUAUAGCUUAUUUCUGCCCCAGUUUUGGGGUGCUGGUAUCUCCCGAUCCUGAGCUUCUGUCUCAAGGAAGGACCCGCCUGCAACAGGCCCGUGAACUGGCUCGACACCCCCGCUAUGGUACUUGUUGGAUGGGAGCCUUAGGGCAACUAGACGCUGGGUGCAGGGAGCUGGAUGAGGAGCAGCAAAGCCGCAUUGCAAUCGCUUUUGCCCAUUGCCACCUCCAGCGGUCUGGGAGGAAGUUUCCCCCCUGUGAACCUAGCAGCUCCAUCCGUGGUUGCACACAGGACAUGGACCCAGUGGCGUUUGGAGUGUACACAGAGUUCUUCACCCAUGCUCAAAGCAUCUGUUAUUUCCUGCACAAUGAGGCCUGGCAACAACAAGCCCAAGAUACCAUGCACAGGCUGACGUCUUCUUCAGAGACUGUGGCCCGCCAACUGGAAUCCACCCAUCAGCUUGCUGGAGAGAUAGCCCAGGCACAGGAUGCCACCUUGCGCUCUCAGGAGCAGAUCCUACAAGACGGGGAGCUGCUACAUCAGAUACUGCGUGACUCCUCCCAAGGGGUGCGCCAGGCCUUCCAAGAAUUGCAGGAUUCAGCUGUUGAGCAGCGAGUAGCCUUUGCUGAGAUCUUUAACCGGGUUGCAUUUCUGCACCGCUUUGUCAUUGGGGAGUCCAGCGCUCUCUACUCGGUCUUCUUCCAUCUCCUAAGUGGGGCUGCCAGCCUGGUGCUGACCUCUAGCCAACUGACUGCAAGAGCACGGUUUCCUCUGCUGAUAUUGGUGGGAGCAAACAUUUACCUAGAACGUGUCAUCUGCAGCCUUCUCAUGGAUGAAGUGGACGGGGGCCAUGACCUGACGGAGAGAAUCUCCUUCUGGGUGGGCCUAUCACGUCGAGGUUUUGCUUGUCUGGGCUUCGCUGUGGUGACUUAUUUUAUCUGGAUCUACAAAGACCCAGCCAAACAGAGCCAGGAGGUACUGCAAAGUCUACAGGAGACCCGGACAGAGAUCCAGCGGCUUCUGCAAGAAACAGAGAGGCUACUGGCGGAACCAGAGCUCCUGCUUCUGGACUCGGAGGUCAAUGCAGAGAAGAAGGAAUUCACUGACUCAGGAUUCCCAAAGCUGCUGCCCUGCUCACAGCACAGAACUGCAACGCAAGUAAAGGAACGCAGGGCUGACCAGCAGAAAAUGGAAGAGACGUGGACUAGCAGUCCCAAGCGGAGGGGGCGUUCUCCAUCCCGCACUCGACGUUCUCCAUCCCGCACUCGACGUUCUCCAUCCCGCACUCGACGUUCUCCAUCCCGCACUCGACGCUCCCGGUCCCGCCAGCGCAAUCGGACUAGGAAUGUCACUGCCCAGCCACUGGCAAUCCCUGUACCUCUGGAACAGGCUCUGCAGCGCAGCCUUCAGAGCCAUAGAUCCUUGGAAGUGCCUCGCCCUCCAAUCCAUCAUUAAAGCUGGGCUUGCGAAUGGGAAGACUCCAGGGAUACACCUAUGCAGCUGAAGGGGGAAGAUUUCUCUCAUGGCUUCCAGCUCUGUACCUUAGCAGCCUCAGUUCCAGCCAGAGUGGGAAUAUUUUGGAAAGGAACAAUACUCUGGGGUGUGUUCUGGUGGAAUUCCACGCCCUGAAUUGGGACGAUGAUGAGAGCAGGAAUGAAUUUUGCUGGACCGUAGCAUAGGAGUGACUCCUCUCCGUAAGAUCAUGAGCUACCUGCAGCAGGCAGUGACAUUACACUCUAGGGCAGGC
This is a messenger RNA of Lacerta agilis (Sand lizard), 2044 nucleotides long. RefSeq lists its product as uncharacterized. NCBI's taxonomy places the organism in Eukaryota, Metazoa, Chordata, Lepidosauria, Squamata, Lacertidae. The transcript is spliced from 9 exons. The record is from RefSeq and is a predicted model, not a curated record. The coding region runs from base 280 to 1752 and encodes 490 amino acids.